Messenger RNA from Folsomia candida, 642 nucleotides. RefSeq lists its product as uncharacterized. Gene Ontology annotation, molecular function: odorant binding. The record is from RefSeq and is a predicted model, not a curated record. Lineage: Eukaryota; Metazoa; Arthropoda; Collembola; Entomobryomorpha; Isotomidae. The transcript has 6 exons. The coding region runs from base 52 to 516 and encodes 154 amino acids.
ACCUUCGCCUCAAUCACCACUUGCUAAAUUCUUCGCAAAAUUGUAAGCAUCAUGAUCGCCCUUCUUUUCGCCACGUUGGCCCUCGCCGCCGUUAACGCCGUCCCGCAACAUCGUCCAGCCGCCCUUGGUGCAGGGCCAGGCAUUUUGGGGGCUAACACUGCCGUCUGGAGCCCGUUCGUCUGUCGGGAUGGCGUCAUGGGGCCGAACGACGAUAGAAUGAAGGGCAUCGGAGCUUGUGCCAAAUCCGUGGCGAAUCAAGACUGCGUCUAUUUCUGCCAAGCGGAGGUUUUAGGAUUGUUGGACACUGCUGGACUUCCACGAACUGAAAUUUAUGACAAGUGGGUAGAAGUCGUCUUUCCAGAGAGGCAUCAUGCCGUUGGAAAAGCCUGGUUUAGAGAUUGCUACCAGAAAUAUGGAAAAUUCAUCGACAAAUCUGACCAAUCUUGCAAACACGCCAAACUUUUUGGUGACUGCACCUGGUCAAUCCAGCCACAAUUGACUUGCCCAAAGGCUUAAGACAAUCUCGGGGAUAAAUUUGCAUAUGUACCCCACCGGUUUAACCAGACCAGUUUAAUUAUCCUCAAAAUUUAUCUUCAUUUCAAAAUAGAUAAAUAAGAUUACAAAAUUUUGAACCCUGCUCAA